GUUCAGCGCUCGUGGCUACCGGUUCGCACGGUUUUCUCGGGACGUGAAAUUCUUUCUUUCUAGUCCAGUGGGCGGGGGUGUUUUUCGGAAAGUGGAUAGGAAGUUCGUAGGCGUUGGCCACGGUGGGCGUCACCACCCCGUACGGGGGACAGCACCCUGUACAGCGGGUUCCGGCCUCCCAAACGAUGUCCCACGCCGGCCAACUUCCGGACGGAGGAGCGACCCCCACGCCAGCAAAGCGACACCUGAGUGAGAGCAGCUCCGGCGAGUUCGCACACACAACAUCAAUGCUACAAGACGACGAAGGGGCCAUGGACGGCAGCGUUCUCGGUAGCAAGGAGGACGGCGACUUCACAACAGUCAACAGAAAGAAAAAGAGGACUCGACACGAAGGAUCUCAACGGAGCCAAGACGAUGUGUGCCUCUGGGUGGCAGGAAUAUACACAACACAGAUACACCGGAGCAUACAAGACGCCACGCAAGCAGUAGACGAGUUUUUGGCUGAAUCGGGGUUGUCCCUGUCAAAGAGCAAGACCGUCUGGAUGCCGGUACGGGGGAAUGGAAGAAGGUUUCAACCGCCAAGCAUCGUGUUAGCGGGGGAGAACGUCACAAAGGUCACCAAGCAGAGGUUCCUGGGAAUCGUCAUCACAAGCAGGUUGAGAUGGGCACAAGCCGUAAAAGCGACAUCGGAAACAUGCAGGCCUGCCAUGAACGCUGUUCGCCGUAUGACUGGAACCGCGUGGGGAUGCACGGAGCGGACCAUCACAGCUGCCCACACGGCGCUUGUAACGUCAAGGGUAAUGUAUAGACUCCCAUACAUGGCCCCAUCUCGGACGGACCUGGAGAGGAUGGAACAACGACAUCGGCAUGGACUACGAACAGCACUGGGGAUUCCCAACGCUGCCAGGAACGACGCGGUCCUUCUGGAGGCGGGGACAGAGUCGCUCGCAAGACAGGCCAAAGGAAGGAGACUUCACCAGCUGGCGCGAUUAUCUAUGACCCACCCGGGCAGAUGGUUCCUACAUCGAGUCCAGGCCCGGAUGAAAUCGCUAUGGAGCGAGGCGGUAGAAGAUUUCCACAAUGUCACGGACCCACUACCGACGAGGACGGACGAAGCAAGGAUGGCUCCAUGGGACGUAAUCAAGGUGUCCAGUGACGUAAGAAUCAAGCACCUGCGUUCCAAGAAAGAUAGGCCAGGCAUCGCUAUCAGAGCAGCAGUUGAAGCACACUUGGAAGAACACCAUAGGGGAAAGCUUCGAAUAUACACGGACGGGUCCGUAAACAAAGCAAGAACCUCCAGCACUGCGGCCUACUGCAUACCAGAGAAAGGCUGGGAGUGGGGCGGGAGACUUCAAACACCCACAUCUUCCACGGUGGCCGAACUGGUGGCCAUCGAUAAAGCCCUCCAAGCUGCCACCCUAUUGCCACCACAGGGAAUGGUGGUGCUCACCGACUCGAGAUGCGCCCUUCAGAAGAUUGCGAAUGCAGAGUGCGGGGACCCAGCAACGACCGCCGUAAGAAAGUCACUAGCAUCGUUGGAAGCACGCGGAUCCACAGCGUGGCUCCAGUGGAUUCCAGGGCAUGCGGGGAUCGAAGGGAAUGAACAGGCAGACAGGCUGGCCGCAGCUGCUCACUUGGAAAUCCCGGCUGUCCCGUCACCGGCAAAUCCGCAACAGGCUGCACUUGACGUCCGCUGGUACCUUUUAAAUGCAAGUAACGAGCCGGCGCUGCCAAAAGGAGCCCUGUCUGGAUUGUCACGGGCGGCAGAGACCCUGGUGCGACGCUUGCGCACAAACACGGCCAACACGAAGGCUUUUCUGGUCAAGAUGGGAAAACGGCGGAUGUCAGAAUGCUCGCAAUGCGACGAGGAAGAGACUGUGCACCACAUUCUCCGCGUCUGCCCGGCAUACGAAGCUCAACGAACGGUGCUGUAUGAACAAAUCGGCAUGGAUAAUCCGGGAGCAACAGUCGAUAUCCUCUUCCCAGAUGGACCUCGAAGGAAGUGCCAGAAAGUGUUCAAGGCGGUGCUGCGCUUCCUGCGGGAUAUUGGCUUGAUCGACCGACUGUAGUUGUAUCUAAAACAUAACAAAAAAAAGUUUUUUUUUUUUUUUUUUUUUUUAACAGCUCUUUAAGAGCUCGUCACCUGCCCAUGCCAGCUAAUUGGGGCUAGGCUAACCUAGGUGACGUAAAACCUAAACGGCGCACCAC
This is a messenger RNA of Ixodes scapularis (black-legged tick), 2208 nucleotides long. RefSeq lists its product as uncharacterized. The transcript has 2 exons. Gene Ontology annotation, biological process: DNA replication, removal of RNA primer. The record is from RefSeq and is a predicted model, not a curated record. Lineage: Eukaryota; Metazoa; Arthropoda; Arachnida; Ixodida; Ixodidae. Gene Ontology annotation, molecular function: RNA-DNA hybrid ribonuclease activity; nucleic acid binding. Bases 186 to 2069 code for a protein of 627 amino acids.